AUGCUCCUCAACGCCAAUACCGCAAUCUCCACAUCCAGAGUCCUCUUGGUGCCAUACUCCAAAUGGCACGUGUCGAAAUAUCAUGAGUGGAUGAAGGAUGAGGAAAUCCAACAAGCGACAGCUUCAGAGCCCCUGACGCUAGAAGAGGAAUAUGCCAUGCAGCAGAGCUGGCGGACUGAUGGCGACAAGCUCACUUUUAUUGUCUGCUUACCACUGCGGAGAGACGACAAUGUCAAUAAUAAUGACAGCAGUCGUGGCGAAGAUGUACAGCAGCAACAAGAUUUGAAUUCUACCACGACUACGACAAUCACAGAGCAAGACGACGCCCCUGAUCGAAUGCUGGGGGACGUCAACCUCUUCCUACGCUUCGACGAGGACGACGACAACAACGACAAGAUCAUCGGCGAGAUCGAGCUCAUGAUCGCCGAAAAGCAGAACCAGCGACGAGGAUUCGGCCGAGCCGCUCUGCUAUCUUUCCUGCGGUACAUCAUCGAUCACGAAUCUGACAUUGUCGAUGAAUUCCUCUCCCAACAAGAAUGCAAAGAAGGAGAAGAACGGACCGCUUCUUCGAAGAAAAAGCUGUCCUGCCUCAGCGUCAAAAUCGGCCAAUCCAACGCCCGGAGUCUGGCGCUGUUCGAGAGCCUCUCGUUCCGGAAAGUCUCCGACGAGCCGAAUUAUUUCGGUGAGUUUGAGCUGCGGAGGAGUCGGGCGGAUCUGGAUCAGCAAGACGUUCGGGAGAUGUUGAGCAGGUUUGGGGUUGAUGCGUAUGUGGAGUUGGGUUAUUAUGAUAGAAAGUAG
Messenger RNA from Rasamsonia emersonii CBS 393.64, 798 nucleotides. Its product is annotated as N-acetyltransferase. NCBI's taxonomy places the organism in Eukaryota, Fungi, Ascomycota, Eurotiomycetes, Eurotiales, Trichocomaceae. The transcript has 3 exons. The record is from RefSeq and is a predicted model, not a curated record. The coding region runs from base 1 to 798 and encodes 265 amino acids. Gene Ontology annotation, biological process: protein acetylation. Gene Ontology annotation, molecular function: N-acetyltransferase activity.